Molecule: messenger RNA, 819 nt
Organism: Helobdella robusta
Lineage: Eukaryota; Metazoa; Annelida; Clitellata; Rhynchobdellida; Glossiphoniidae
Exons: 7
Cellular component (GO): postsynaptic density; postsynaptic membrane; dendritic spine
Molecular function (GO): ionotropic glutamate receptor binding; synaptic receptor adaptor activity
Source: RefSeq, a predicted model, not a curated record
UUGAAGUUGAACAAUGAUGACCUCGUUUGGAACAUCAAGAAGAACAUUCUCAAUACCAUCGCUCCUGACUUGAAGGAUAGUCUGAAUUAUGGUUUCUACCAGCCGUCGACAGCAUUCAAAGCGGCCAAGUAUCUGGACGAGGAUCGAUCUCUAAGAGAGUACAACCUCGAAGAAGGAACAACUUUGCAGCAGCUGAUUGUUAAGAAGAAGAUUUACAAAGCGUCAACUUUGAAUACAAAGAAAUUGAAAGAAUUGAAUGUUAAGAGUAACAAAAAGAAGUUCAUCCAGUACAUACAGGACGGCACGGUGGUGAAAGUGGCCCGCCUCAUCGAUAAGGGACUCGACCCGAACUUCAUCGACACUGAAACUGGAGAAUGUCCCCUAACAUUAAGCGCCCAACUGACAAACCCCCAACAAAUAAUGACGUCACUGGUAGAGGGCGGUGCCCACCUGGACUUUAGAAAUAGGGACGGGUGGACCGCCAUGCACCGGGCUGCACACCUCAACAACUUGCCUGCUCUUCAGGCCCUUCUAAACUUUGGAGCAUCUGCAAACUACCAGGAUGAGAACGGAUUGACCCCACUUUACAAUUCCAUCCUCACAAAUUCCAACCCUUCAUGUGCUGGUGCUCUGCUGAGAGAUUUUGCUUUGCUUGGAAUCGUCGACGGCCAGGGAAAUACUGAGUUGCAUCAGGCCUGCAAGUUAGGAAGAGUGCAGCACUUGGACCUCCUGAUAUCCUACGGGGCAGAUUUGAACUGCCAGAACAACACUGGCAACACACCUCUGCACCUGUGCGCUAUGCACAACCAAGUUAGUUGA